Thamnophis elegans (Western terrestrial garter snake) is the source of this 2369-nucleotide messenger RNA. Its product is annotated as transmembrane protein 189-like. The coding region runs from base 80 to 1120 and encodes 346 amino acids. The transcript has 6 exons. Gene Ontology annotation, biological process: ether lipid biosynthetic process. The record is from RefSeq and is a predicted model, not a curated record. Lineage: Eukaryota; Metazoa; Chordata; Lepidosauria; Squamata; Natricidae. Gene Ontology annotation, molecular function: plasmanylethanolamine desaturase activity. Gene Ontology annotation, cellular component: endoplasmic reticulum membrane.
ACUCUUCCCUGACGCCUGGUUCGGAGGGCCGGCGAGGGGCGAGUGCCGGCUGGCUGGCCGUGGGGCGAGUUGCAUCGCGAUGUUGCUCUCGCCGCCGCCCUCCUCGUCCCUGCCCUGCGGGCGGGCGGCAGGCGGCUCCCCUGGCCUUGGGGCGCGAGCGGCCGGGUCGGAGCUCCAGGUGGAGAUUGCUCCCCGAGAGCCGCCCGACGAAGAAGGGGAGCGAGGCCGCGCCGGAACUAUGCCCGAGUGCGCCCCGCUCCGGACGACUGGAGCCGGCUCCGAACCGGCCAGGGCGUCGUCCGAGGCGGAGGCCGCUGCGUCAACUGCCCUGGAAGAAGAAGAAGCAAUAGCAGCUGCCGAAGACUCAUGUCCCCGGUGGGGAGCGCAGCACGCGGGAGCCCGGGAGCUGGCUGAACUCUAUUCUCCCGGGAAAAGGCUGCAAGAAUGGAUUAGUGUCAUUUUAUGUUUCUCCUUGAUGUCUUUCAACUGCUACAGACUUCUCUUUUGCCUGAGACUGGAGCACGCCUUCUCAAUUAUUGUUGGUAUAUUUGCAGGAGUCAUUACUGCUGACUUCGUAUCCGGUUUAGUGCACUGGGGAGCAGAUACUUGGGGCUCGGUAGAUCUGCCAAUAGUUGGAAAGGCAUUUAUUAGACCUUUCAGAGAACACCACAUUGAUCCAACAGCAAUUACCAGGCAUGACUUCAUAGAAACCAAUGGCGAUAACUGCAUGUUGACAGUCGUUCCGCUGGCAAACAUGGCCUACAAAUUAGCUUCCUUAUCACCAGAAGCGUUACACCAAACCUGUCCUUGGGAGUGCUACGUCUUCGCCCUGUCUGUAUUUGCAACCUUGACCAACCAGAUUCACAAGUGGUCUCAUACCUACUUCGGUCUUCCUCGCUGGGUAAUUUUUCUGCAGGACUGGCACAUUAUCCUGCCACGGAAACACCACCGGAUCCACCAUGUGUCUCCACAUGAGACAUAUUUCUGUAUUACUACAGGCUGGCUGAACUACCCACUGGAAAAACUCAGAUUUUGGAGAUUCCUGGAGAAUAUCAUUGAAGGACUAACAGGAGAAAAACCCAGAGCAGAUGACAUGAAAUGGGCUCAGAAAAUAAAAUAACCCUUGCCAGGCUUCUCCUGUCGUGAAAACCUGUUGCCAAUUUUUUUAAAAGAAAAAAAUAAAAGCCAUCAGCCAAAUUAAAAGACUUGCAGAAAGAUAACGGACUAAAGCACAAAGCUUUUUAAAAAGUGCUAACAGACUGCAGUUAAAAGACUCACUCCUCAAAACAAUACUUGAAAAAAUGCAAAUGGAUUAUUCUCGUUUGUUACUGAGCACCUUCUGUUAGCCACAUUUGAUGAUAAUUGAACAUUGUCAUCCUUGACACUCCAAAGCCAUUAGUUGGAGAAGGCAGUGUACCUUCCUAGUAACAUUUGUCAUUGGCACGGUAAUGUGUUGUAUCAACAUGAAUUCCCACUCUGAAAAUGAUUUAAGGCCAUAUUGGAAUGGCAAGGAAAGCAAGCUAGCUCCUGGGUUUUUAAAGAACAAGUUGCUAUAUGAGAAUCGGAGGGAAAGGUAUUGUCAUCACUUUAAUGCACUUGGUAUUUGGUGCAUCCUUCCAGUUGCUUCAUCUUGCUAUCAUAUCAAGACAUUGUCCCUGUGGCGUGCAACAGAAUAUUUGGGAGUCUCAUCCUAGUUCAUUAGGGUUACUUAAAGCUGACUGUCUCCUAAAAUAAAGAAGUGUUCCAUUCCUUGAUAUUUGAGCAGGCCAUUUGCUGUAUCAGCCUACAGCUAGCUUGGUAGCAGUUUGGGAUGGAAGUGAAGUGGAGCAGAAUUUGUGUUCUGCACAAAUGUCAGACUUAAAUUACUUCCAUUGGAUCAUGUAGCGUUCAGUGAUUGAUUUUAUUCAGUAUGAUUCCUCUUCCAAAAUGUUUAAAAUAGCUAUAGAAAAUUGGUCAUUGUCAAAUUUGAAUGUUAGAAGGAAUAAGUUAAUGGUGUGUGUGAUUAAGGUGCUUGCUCAUUUCAUGUAAAUAUCAUAAAGCCUUAACUACUAUUUCUUUGGUGUAACAUGGAAUAACAAUUUUAAUGUGGUCUGAAUGUAUAUAAUUUAUAACAAAGCAGUUCAAUUAUACUAAUUGCAUUUGUUAAGUCUUGUGGCCAUUUUUGAGGGGGGGAGGGUAAAAUUGCAUUUCCGGGGGCGGGGUGGUGGUGGUUUAAACAGCAUAUGCAAGCAAAAUCAGUGGGUUUUCUGUUUUGUAUACAAGAGUGUCCUACAAAACACUUUUAUUUUUGCAACAGACUUCUGUGCCUUUCUAGGGAGAUUAGAUGGCUAAUCUGUGUCCGAAAUGCAACUUUCUGUAUUUUUUUAAAU